Messenger RNA from Mollisia scopiformis, 1675 nucleotides. RefSeq lists its product as uncharacterized. The coding region runs from base 19 to 1521 and encodes 500 amino acids. Lineage: Eukaryota; Fungi; Ascomycota; Leotiomycetes; Helotiales; Mollisiaceae. The transcript is spliced from 2 exons. The record is from RefSeq and is a predicted model, not a curated record.
CAGUCAUUGUGAAUUGAGAUGCCACUUACCAAACCUCGUCCAUCAGAACUACGAAAAUCAAGCAGUAUGGGGUUGUUCAAACAUAAAGAUAAAACGAGGACAGACGUCGUGAGCGAGGAACCAAGCAGCAAUCGCACCUCUACCUUGAGUCCUGGGCAAGCUCCACAGCAUAACAAUAGCUACCAUGAUUCGGCCUAUUACUCGAACAGCAAUGCGUCAAGCGCUGAUGCUGGAUCAAGUGCUGCACCGAGUCAACCUCCUCCACAGCGCCAGAACCAACCUCCUGGAACGACAGUAACUACAACGACGACCACGACAACAACCACGACAACAGUUGCACCAGAUGGAACGACACAUACUUACUCUGCACCAUACAACCCGUCAACCGACCCACCUCCUCAAGCCUCCGAGACAACAGUUGACAAGAGUCUUCCCGCGAAUGCUGGCACCAACACUGGGAUAUCACCAAACCCUCCGAGCCAAACACAAAAUGGGCAGCAGAUGUACAAUCAAGCACCUCCAACUAUCAAACAGACGAACCCGACUCCCGAUCAAAAUCAAUCUGCCUUUCAACCACCAUCUCGCAGACUCACACCAAAGCAGACACAACCCCAAUAUGCAGCCCCACCUCCUCCCGGAACACUUCAGCCUCAGCACAGCGGGAAUCAAGCAUACAACGGCCAAUCUGCAGGCACUCAACCAACUUAUCAAGCGUACAGCCGACCCGAAGAAGACGUCCCACCAGUCCCACUCUACAAAACAGCCAGCGGAGGAACCACAUCAGGAGGCCGAUCCAUCCCACCUCGUUCCGAGCUCCGCAACUCUCCCGGCCACAGUCCCGCGAACACGACACCGAGCCCAAUCAACACGCAAAACACCUCCAUCGACUCACCACCCAUGCCUCUGCGUUCCCAGAAGCGAAACUCUCGAGACGGACUAGUCGCUCCCUUGAACACGAACCCAGUGUCUGAAUUGCCAGGAAAUUCGUAUCAUGAACAGCCGUUGACGCCAACAACUCCCACCAACGCCGCACGACCUAAGACGCCGAACUUCAGUCGGCCUGGAGUGCACUCUCCUUCCGGGUCUACGACCAAUCUUGCGCAGAGCAAUAUGGGGAAUACGACGACGAUUAGCUCGGGAGUUUCUCCUGUUGCCACUACGACUGAAACGACACCUGCAAAGGAACAUAAAUUAGAAAGAAAGAGAGGAAGUGUAACGGCUGCUAUUAAAGGUCUGCAUGGUGCUGGGGAAGCGCUAAGAGGAACCGUCAACUCCACGAUUGCAAGGGGUAUGCAUGAUACGGCUGAAGAAGAGAGAAUGAGAGCCGUGAGGGACAAAGGGGUGGGUGAGUGGAAGGGGAGUGGAUUGAGUGAACGUGUUCCUGCUGGGAUCAGGGAAGGGUUCAGAGAAAAGGCUGGGGAUAGGUUGACUCGCAGGAGGUUGAGUCAGGGGAAUGGGAUACAUGGAAGUGAAGGCCCGAAUGGGCUGGAUCCAGUGGAAGAGAGGUCGAUUGGGGAUUGAUGAUUACAUGGAGUUAUGAGAUGAUGAGUAAUGGGUUGGUAUAUGAGAAUUACUUGUAUAUGAAAUGGGUUUUGGGAUUAUCGGAUAUCAAGUUUGGGAAAUACAUAGACAAAGGUGUAAAUAGUACGCGAAAAUGUAAUGUACUACUUUUUAG